This is a messenger RNA of Pongo pygmaeus (Bornean orangutan), 4510 nucleotides long. RefSeq names its product cysteine and histidine rich domain containing 1 (gene CHORDC1). The transcript is spliced from 11 exons. The coding region runs from base 2554 to 3552 and encodes 332 amino acids. The record is from RefSeq and is a predicted model, not a curated record. Lineage: Eukaryota; Metazoa; Chordata; Mammalia; Primates; Hominidae.
GAGUUUCGCUCUUGUUACCUAGGCUGGAAUGCAAUGGCGUGAUCUCAGCUCAUUGCAACCUCUGCCUCCCAGGUUCAAGUGAUUCUCUUGCCUCAGCCUCCCGAGUAGCGGGGGUUACAGGCACGCGCCAUCAUACGCGGCUAAUUUUUUUGUAUUUUUAGUAGAGACAGGGUUUCGUCAUGUUGGUCAAGCUGGUCUCAAACUUCUGACCUCAGGUGAUCCACCUACUUUGGCCUCCUAAAGUACUGGGAUUACAGCCGUAAGCCACAGCACCCAGCCCAAGAAAAUGGAGCUUAAUUAAACUUAACUGAAUUAUUUUAAGAAAUAUUUUUAAAUGCAGAAAAAGAGAGUACUCUGAUAAACAUCCAUUUUGCACCAAGAAUAACUGACAAUUGUUUUAAGUUAACAUAUUUAUUUAAGUCUUUUGUUAAUAACAAGAUAGUCAAAGUUAAAGCAUAUUUUGAUAUAUAUGGGGAUAAAGAAGGAAGGGAAGAUAUAUUCAAAGUGUAUAUAAAAUAUACAUGUAAAUGCCAGAAAGUUUUUCAAACAGUGGGUGGUAGUCAGCACUGAAGUGUUGGAAUGGAAAUGUAAGUGGAGGUGGGAUGGAAACAGGCUGUUGCUGUAUCACUGUUUUUCUUAAUCAUAAGAAUGAUUUAAUUUUAUAGUUUCUCAAAAUACCCAUGGGAGGAACAUAAACACCUGUAUAUAAUAUGACUCUUUUUAAACAUAUAUAUCUAUAAAUGCUUGGGGUGACAGGAAACACUGAAAAUAAAUUUACCAAAGAGUUAUUUUAGCCAUUCAGUGCUUAUUGCUGGGUGGUGGAAUUAUUGUUGACUUUGUUCUUAGCAUACUUCUGCGUUUUCCAAAUUAUCUACCAUAAGCAAUUAUAUUCUGAUUGUAAAAUGCUACAGAUGAAAAACUAGAAAUAAACAUUAAAAUUAUUUAAAAGGUUUAGUUCACUAACAAUCCUGGUAAUGUUGCACUGAUACUAGGAUACUCAAGACAGAUUUGGUCACAACUAAAACUUUUUAGAGCUCUCCACUUACUCAUGUCCAAUUGUCUAUGAUCAAUUUCUACGGUCUAUUACAUUCGCAGCUGGUGAAAUUGUAAAUUGGUACCACCUUUCGGAAAGCAAUUGGCUCUAUAUAUCUUUAAAAUCUUAAAGUUAUUUAAAAAGGCUUAUGCCCUUUACCCCAGAACUGUCGCUUUCCAAAAAUUUUCCUAAAGGGGGAAAUUAUAAAUAAGAAAAACAAUACACAGGUUGAUCAUUGUAACUUAUAUAUAAUAAAGUUGGGGAAAUUAGAGAAAGGUUAAAUUACAGUGCAUUUAUUCAACAGAAUACUCCGUCAUUUGUAACAAUGAUUAUGAAACAAAAUAGAAAAAUACUCACGUUAGGUUAAAUGAAGAAAACAUAUGUAUCUAUGGUGGAUCACAAUAUGAAAAUUUAAUACUUCUAGGUAGAAGAAGAGAAACAGAAUAUGAAAAACUAAAAAGACUUUAUGGGUAGGAGGACGUGAGCAGAUCUCUAAAUAACCUUGAGAUCAAUGGAAACAGUGUAUAGAUUUUUAGGUUUACUUAUAAGCUGCUGAUCUUAUAAGAUCCUUCAGUAUAUGUUAUCAAAAAGUGUUUGCUUUUCUUGCAGACGCCCCAAGUUUGGGAAAUAUGCAAGUUGAAGCCAAUGCAUUACUGCACUUUUUAUAAUGCACUUGAAGUUUUACUAGCUGUUCCAAGAGUGGUGUACUGAGUAUUGAUAAAUCAUUUAAGUGGAGGCUCACAUGAAAUAUUAACAAUUACCCCAGGGCCUUAGAGCAAUUGUGAUCAAUUCUGGCACAGCAUCAGAUCCAUAAUUUUCUUUGCUACUCUGAUUUUUACGUUUUUUGUAUUUUCAAAGUAAUGUGACCGCAACUGUUAAGUUAUUAAAAUUGCUCCUGAGAUGAAGGCACUCGAGACACAAACACACGGAGAGGUUCGUCCGCUAUUCCUCUCAUUUACUAAGCUCGCACGUCUACCCUGAGGAUUUGGAAACACUGUACGAUUGUGCACUUACUGUGCACUUACCCCUUAGUGCUAAGGGGUAAACAGAUACCCACCGGGCUGUCUAAGGCGCAGCCUCAAGGCAAGGAAGAAGGGUGCUGGGUCGCAGGGGAUGAGAGGGCGGGGCGGCCACUUUGCUGCAGGAGAUACCCACAGCCAGUGAGCACUGAGGCAGUCAGAAGAGAAUUGUCAGUCUCUUGGACACCUUCAUUUUGUGCCCCGGAAACUUCUUCUCCGCUGUUGUCUGGGCUCCACUUCCGACCCCCAGUUGCUACCAGCUGUAGUCUGACCUCUUGCGGCCGGGGCUAGGGCCAGCCUCCCGCCGCUACCUCCGCCUCGUCCCUUCUCUGCGCCUGCGUGACCGGAAAAUUCGCGAAGGUUCCUGAAACGCAACAGAUCGUUUCCGGAAGCCGGUAGUCGCCUCAGUCGUCAGACCGGUGCUAGCGACACGGGAGUGGCUAACGCAUGCUCUUGCCGUUCCCGGUGUUUGGGCCUUGCCUGUGACGGUGGGAAAAGAAAAUGGCCUUGCUGUGCUACAACCGGGGCUGCGGUCAGCGCUUCGAUCCUGAGACCAAUUCCGACGAUGCUUGCACAUACCACCCAGGUGUUCCAGUCUUUCACGAUGCAUUAAAGGGUUGGUCUUGCUGUAAGAGAAGAACAACUGAUUUUUCUGAUUUCUUAAGCAUUGUAGGCUGUACAAAAGGUAGACAUAAUAGUGAGAAGCCACCUGAGCCAGUCAAACCGGAAGUCAAGACUACUGAGAAGAAGGAACUAUCUGAAUUAAAACCCAAAUUUCAGGAACACAUCAUUCAAGCCCCUAAGCCAGUAGAAGCAAUAAAAAGACCAAGCCCAGAUGAACCAAUGACAACUUUGGAAUUAAAAAUAUCUGCCUCCCUAAAACAAGCACUUGAUAAACUUAAACUGUCAUCAGGGAAUGAAGAAAAUAAGAAAGAAGAAGACAAUGAUGAAAUUAAGAUUGGGACCUCAUGUAAGAAUGGAGGGUGUUCAAAGACAUACCGGGGUCUAGAGAGUCUAGAAGAAGUCUGUGUAUAUCAUUCUGGAGUACCUAUUUUCCAUGAGGGGAUGAAAUACUGGAGCUGUUGUAGAAGAAAAACUUCUGAUUUUAAUACAUUCUUAGCCCAAGAGGGCUGUACAAAAGGGAAACACAUGUGGACUAAAAAAGAUGCUGGGAAAAAAGUUGUUCCAUGUAGACAUGACUGGCAUCAGACUGGAGGUGAAGUUACCAUUUCAGUAUAUGCUAAAAACUCACUUCCAGAACUUAGCCGAGUAGAAGCAAAUAGCACAUUGUUAAAUGUGCAUAUUGUAUUUGAAGGAGAGAAGGAAUUUGAUCAAAAUGUGAAAUUAUGGGGUGUGAUCGAUGUAAAGCGAAGUUAUGUAACUAUGACUGCAACAAAGAUUGAAAUCACUAUGAGAAAAGCUGAACCGAUGCAGUGGGCAAGCCUUGAACUGCCUGCAGCUAAAAAGCAGGAAAAACAAAAAGAUGACACAACAGAUUGAGUGGGAGAUGGGAGGAAGGCUAUUACAUUAUUUCAGAAUUUUUAAUACUGUGUGAAGUGGUGGCUUGCUGCUGUAAUCUUUUGUUUUGUUGUUGUGUUACUGAAUGUGGCAUUUCAGGGUUAAAAUUAGGUUCUUAAAAGCCAAAGUCAGUUUGUCUUUUUGUGCCUCUCAUCUUUCUUUUGUGUUACGUAAGAUUGAUAUUCAUUUCUCCCUACUGGUAGGAACCAUAGUUGUGUCCUAUACUUGAAGAGGCUAGAAGAUAGCCCAUAACCAUAAUUCCAGUAUUUCUUUGUAUUUAUCUGUUAAGCAAAGAAAUAUUAAGGAACAUGUUUUUUUAUGUCUUUGUAUUAUUCCAUAAUUAGUAAAGCAAGAUGAAAUGUCAAAUUUUAAUCAGUUUUUUCAUGGAUUUGUGUUCUUACAGUACUUGAAAAUAUUUAAGGAAGAGAUGAAGCUCUGCAGUUUUUUCUAUGUGGGAUGAUCACUUUUUUAAGGAGGAUUAAUUCUGAGGUAGUAUAGUAACGAAAGGGGAAUAUAUAAAUUGUUUAACAAAUUAGAAUUUGUUUACAACUACUUGAAUUUUUAAAUUAUGUCAAAACUUACAUUACUUGCCAAGCAGUAUGAUGUAAGAGUAUAGGAAACAUAAAUAAGAUUACAGAGGUAUCAAUUUGGUUAAAAUUCACCAUUUUACAAGACUAAGCAAUAAUCUUAAAAACCUCUUUCCUGAAUAUUUAAAUGUGUUUGUAUGGUGUUAUGACUAAUUGUUACUGAUUUAGAGACUAAGCCCUCUUAAAACCUUUAGUUAAAUAUAAAAAGAAAUUAUAUAUAUCUUGCCUCCCUGAUGGAAAACUAUAAAAUUGUAGACUUAAAAGGUUUGUGGAAAUACAUUAGGAUAUCAGAAAACUAAAUAUAUGGAGUUGCUUUAUGACUAUUAUAUGUUAAAUAAAAUAGCUUAAUUGUU